UUGUGGAAAAGCUGGGGAAAACUUUGAAGGGUACAUUGCAGUGUGUUAUUGCCGAUAACCUUGGCGCGCACAGCAUUGCGGGUUUUGUAGAGAGUUUUUCUGGCAGCUAUGUUUGCAGGUUUUGUACGGCAGAUAGGUCAGAAAUUCAGGACAAGGAAGUUGGAGCUGGAGCUUUCUGUCUGAGAACUGAGGAGAUACACACAAAUCAUCUGAAAACAAAAAAGAUUCUGACUUCAGUGAUGUUGCUGAAGCACUGACAAAGAAGCACCCCUGCCUGAAAGAACCAGGGUCUUACAAUGAAAGUUAUGGUUGGAAGCGCAGGAUGAAGAUGAAAAUGGCCAACUACAGGACCCAACUUAAGGCACACGGUACAUCUGCUGAGGUCACAGUGAAUUCUUUGAAAUCCAAGUCUCAAGGGGACUCCUACCCAGCAAAGAAUGUCAAGAGACCUAGACGAGCUGAGGCCAAUCAUUUUCCAUCUUUGCCAAGUGGUGAGACUACAGGAAGCCUGGAACAAGAGAGGGUUUCUCUUUUGACUGAACUACAGAAAAAAAACAACCGUCAAACAAUAAAAGAAAAGAUGGCAAAGACGUUUGGAUACCGUAGACAAGAAAUAGUGCAUAAGCAGCCGAGCAUUGAAGACAUGUUGGAAAGAUGGCCAGCACUUUUUCAGAUGGAUGAGAUUAAUGCUGAGUUCAUGCGGGUGACAACAGUUCCCUUGGAGACAAAGUUCUUAGCGCAGUUGGACAAGCACACGUCGAAACUGCUGGAGGUCAUCAGGAGCAAGGGAGGACGUGUGAAAGAGCAGACCAAGGCAACUUUGCAGGUUUUAGAUGAGACUGUGGACAUCACAAUUAGAAGAGAGUGCAUCUUCAAAUCUUUGAUGAUCUACCUGGGUGAACCUGUUCAUCACCUCAUUAAAGAAUGCCAGGAUAUGCAGGAAAAUGAAGCAGCCAUGGCAAUCGUCAGUGGAAACGAGGACAUUAAAAUCUUCAUUGACGGAACAGAGGUCCUCAGAGAGGUGCCCACAAUAGCAACGGCUGUUGCUAUGUUCUUCGGACUCACCUACGCUCUCAACAUAAAAUAUCCAAAAAAUCUGCAGUACACCCUUGAGUUUGUGCAAAAAGUCCUGAUGGAGCUUGGUGGGAAAAAGAUGUCCCCAAAAAUUCAUGGGCUGAAUACCCAGCUUUACAGCCAAGAGUAGGCACAGUUGAGUUCCACUCCAACCAAG
Anoplopoma fimbria (sablefish) is the source of this 1231-nucleotide messenger RNA. RefSeq lists its product as uncharacterized. NCBI's taxonomy places the organism in Eukaryota, Metazoa, Chordata, Actinopteri, Perciformes, Anoplopomatidae. The transcript has 4 exons. The record is from RefSeq and is a predicted model, not a curated record. Bases 323 to 1204 code for a protein of 293 amino acids.